Molecule: messenger RNA, 6686 nt
Organism: Vicugna pacos (alpaca)
Lineage: Eukaryota; Metazoa; Chordata; Mammalia; Artiodactyla; Camelidae
Source: RefSeq, a predicted model, not a curated record
CUCGCGGCAGGGAACUGGUGAGCUACCCCAAACUGAAGCUGAAGAUCAUGAUCAGGGAUAAGCUCGUCCGCGACGGCAUCCACCUGAGCAAGCCCCCGUACUCCCGCAAGGACGGCUCCCUGGGAAACAUCGAUGACCUGGCGCAGCAGUAUGCCGAUUAUUACAAUACCUGUUUCUCCGACGUGUGCGAGAGGAUGGAGGAGCUGCGGAAACGGCGGGUUUCCCAGGACCUGGAUGUGGAGAAACCCGAAGCCAGCCCCACGUCACUUCAGCUGCGGUCCCAGAUCGAAGAGUCUCUUGGCUUCUGUAGCACCGUGUCAACACCAGAAGUGGAAAGAAAGAAUCCUCUUCAUAAGUCAAACUCGGAAGAUGGCUCUGUAGGAAAAGGAGAUUGGAAGAAGAAAAAUAAGUAUUUCUGGCAGAACUUCCGAAAGAAUCAGAAAGGAAUAAUGAGACAGACUUCAAAAGGAGAAGAUGUGGGUUAUGUUGCAAGCGAGAUAACCAUGAGUGAUGAGGAGCGGAUUCAGCUGAUGAUGAUGGUCAAGGAAAAGAUGAUCACCAUUGAAGAAGCGCUUGCUAGGCUCAAGGAGUAUGAGGCCCAGCACCGGCAGUCCGCUGCCUUGGACCCAGCAGACUGGCCAGAUGGUUCUUACCCAACGUUCGAUGGCUCCUCAAACUGCAAUUCGAGAGAACAAUCGGAUGAUGAGACCGAGGAGUCGGUGAAGUUUAAGAGGUUACACAAGCUGGUGAACUCCACUCGCAGAGUGAGAAAGAAACUAAUCAGGGUGGAAGAAAUGAAAAAGCCCAGCACUGAAGGCGGUGACGAACAGGUGUUUGAGAAUUCCCCGGUCCCGGAUGAAAGGUCCGCCCUUUACUCUGGAGUGCACAAGAAGCCAUUUUUCUUUGAUGCCUCUCCUGAGAAACCUCCAGAAGAUGAUUCAGACUCUCUCACCACUUCUCCAUCAUCCAGCAGCCUGGACACCUGGGGGGCUGGCCGGAAGUUGGUCAAAACCUUCAGCAAAGGAGAGAGCCGGGGCCUGAUCAAGCCCCACAGGAAGAUGGGGACGUUCUUCUCCUACCCAGAAGAAGACAAGGCCCAGAAGGUGUCCCGCUCCCUCACCGAGGGGGAGAUGAAGAAGGGUCUCGGGUCCCUGAGCCACGGGAGAACCUGCAGUUUUGGAGGAUUUGACUUGACAAAUCGUUCUCUGCACAUAGGCAGUCAUAAUUCUGACCCAAUGGGUAAAGAGGGGGAUUUUGUGUACAAAGAAGUAAUCAAAUCACCCACUGCCUCCCGCAUCUCUCUUGGAAAAAAGGUGAAAUCAGUGAAAGAGACAAUGAGGAAGAGAAUGUCUAAAAAAUACAGCAGCUCUGUCUCUGAGCAGGAUUCGGGCCUUGAUGGGAUGCCUGGCUCCCCUCCGUCCUCUCAACCUGACAGCGAGCACGUGGACAAGCCCAAGCUCAAAGCCGGAGGUUCUGUAGAGAGUCUGCGGAGCUCGCUGAGCGGGCAGAGCUCGAUGAGUGGUCAAACAGUGAGCACCACAGAUUCCUCCACCAGUAACAGGGAGAGCGUCAAGUCAGAAGACGGUGAUGACGAGGAGCCCCCCUACCGGGGCCCCUUCUGUGGGCGCGCCAGGGUGCACACCGACUUCACACCCAGCCCCUAUGACACAGACUCGCUCAAGCUCAAGAAAGGAGACGUCAUCGAUAUAAUCAGCAAACCCCCCAUGGGCACCUGGAUGGGCCUGUUGAACAACAAGGUGGGCACGUUCAAGUUCAUCUACGUGGACGUGCUCAGCGAGGAAGAGGAGAAGCCCAAGCGCCCCACCAGGAGGAGGAGGAAAGGAAGACCCCCCCAGCCCAAGUCGGUGGAGGAUCUCCUCGAUCGCAUCAACCUCAAAGAGCACAUGCCCACUUUCCUGUUCAAUGGCUAUGAAGAUCUGGACACCUUUAAGCUCCUGGAGGAGGAAGACUUGGACGAGUUAAAUAUCAGGGACCCAGAACACAGAGCUGUUCUCUUGACAGCAGUGGAGCUGUUACAGGAAUAUGACAGUAACAGCGACCAGUCCGGAUCCCAGGAGAAGCUGCUUGUUGACAGCCAGGGCCUGAGCGGAUGCUCUCCGCGAGACUCGGGAUGCUAUGAAAGCAGUGAGAACCUGGAAAACGGUAAGACUCGGAAAACCAGCCUUCUCUCUGCCAAGUCAUCAGCGGAAUCCAGCUUGAAGUCUUUCAACAGGAGUCAGCUGGGCAACUACCCAACCUUGCCUUUAUUGAAGUCAGCGGAUGCACUGAAGCCGGGAGGGGAGAGCAGGCUGGGCGGUGGUCUUACCCCUCACACCGCCAAGGGCUGUGAUCCGCCAUGUGUGGCUGAUUUGAAUAAAAACCGAAGAAGCCUCCCGGUUUCCAUCUGCCGGAGCUGUGAGACCCUGGAGGGCCCCCAGACUGUGGAAGCUUGGCCCCGAUCCCAUUCCCUGGAUGACCUUCAAGGAGAGGCUGAUGCCGAAAAAGAUGUGCCUGGCGAGGUGACAGAACCCUCCCGUCAGACUGUACCCGAAGUGCCACAAAAGACAACCCCUUCCAUCACCAAGGUUCAAAGCCCCAAACGAGAUUCUGCUGUUGACAAUGCACUGCUACUGACCCAAAGCAAGAGAUUUUCUGAGCCUCAGAAAACGACUACUAAGAAACUGGAUGGCCCCAUCGCGGCCUUUUCACGGGGCACAUCACCCCCUCCGUGUUUGCCCAAAAACUAUGAUGCCCAACUGCCCGCCGUUAAACACAGUUUAACAAGGACGCCUCUUGAGGGUCACAGGAAAGGACUGGAAGGAACGUAUUAUCCUCCGGGCACCAAAGAAGGUGUGGAUGCUGAGCAGAGGGGCCCCGAGGCCAGAACGCAGGCAAAACCUCCCACGCAGCCUCCUCCCGUUCCUGCCAAGAAGAGCAGGGAGCGCCUCGCCAACGGGCUGCAUCCUGGCCCUCUUGGUCCCGCUGGCAUCCCUGGCCCCGAUGCACCCAGCCUGCCCCUUAAGAAGGGCAGCCCCGGCAGCCCCAGCGACUGUCACCCACCGCCGGUGAUGCUCACCGAGAACAAGCUGCGAGCCGAGGGCAUCGAUCUCACCGAGGAGCCGUAUUCUGAUAAGCAUGGCCGCUGUGGGAUUCCCGAGGCCCUGGUACAGAGAUACGCAGAAGACUUAGAUCAGCCUGAGAGGGACGUUGCCACCAACAUGGACCAGAUCCGGGUGAAGCUGCUUCGGAAGCAGCACCGCAUGGCGAUCCCAAGUGGUGGACUCACAGAAAUCUGUAGAAAGCCCCUCUCUCCUGGCUGCGUUUCGUCCGUGUCAGAUUGGCUGGUUUCCAUCGGCCUGCCCAUGUACGCCAGCGCCCUCACGGAAGCGGGCUUCAGCACACUGGGCCAAGUGCCUUCUCUGUCCCACACUUGCCUUCAGGAGGCCGGCAUCACCGAGGAGAGACACAUAAGCAAGCUCGUGUCUGCAGCCAGACUCUUCAAACUGCCACCAGGCCCUGAGGCCAUGUAGCCAGGCCGGAAAUGGACCUCCCUGGACAAGAGCCACCCUUUCACUGUGUCUAUGAUGCUGAUGCAAUUCCUCCUUCGCUGGACACGCAGACCAGACCCAGAAGAGAGGCCCAGUGUGUGGCCAGCAGAACUCAAAGUCUUGGCUCGGGACCGAUGAGCCUCUCUUCUCCAGAAAAGACCCCUCCAGGAAAUUGGUGAGAUUCUGUUUGGCCCCCAAAGAAAAGACAAGCACUUACUUUUAUUUUCAGGACACAACACAACCAGCAUGCCAACAUGCCACAGAUGCUGUGCCCGCAGUCUGUCCGGGUGUGCUGGGAGAGGGCUGGGGGCAGAGGGAGGGCAGCCCGCUCCGUCUCUCAGCCUGCAGGGCACCCGAGGCCCAGGUGCGCGUUAGCCAGUCCAAAGUAACAGACUCGGGAGUGACUGUACACUGUUGACCAGGCUCACUUGCUCUAAAGUAAGAAAAUCUGGCUGCACUAGGGGAAAAAAGAAAAGUCCUAUUCUCCUUUAGAUAAACCAGAGACAUUUUAAUAAUUGCUUUCUAGCAAUCAGCUUUUAUUUGCCUUAAUGUAAGCUUUUAAGCAGUUAUCUAACUCGUGUUCACUCCUCUGUAACCAUAGUCCCAAGUCUUCAGCUUAGACUGCCAUCUAACAUAGCUGGGAUGUUUUCAGCAGAAAUGGGCUUUUCUAAUUGUCUCACUCUAACAUGGCUCAUUUUAUAGGGGUGUUUAUCAAGCCAAAUUUCAUGUUGACUUUCAGUUUUCUAACUACAAUUCUGGUAAAAAGCUCCCUGAAACUCAGAAAGAUAGCAUGUAUGAGUGUGUGUGUGCGCGCGCACGCGUGUGUAUGUGUAUGUGUGUAUUUACGGUAACUACCUUUCAUUUGAAUCAGUUUAGUAUUGUUACCGUGUUGGUCAUCGUGCUGCAGUAUUGACUUGGAAUCUUGACCAUGUCCAUUCCAAAAUUCAGUCAUCUGAACAGACCACCUUUGCAAAAAGUCAUUGUAAAGUUGAGUAUUUAAGAAAGUUGUUUGUUUUUUUUUUAAGGGAAGUAGUUUAUAAGAUGUCUUAAAAGGUUUGGGUUUUAUUUUGUUUUGUUUUAUAAUUAAAAUAUUGUUUUCCAUCUUUUCUUAUAUAGAUAAUUCUCUUAAAUAAAAUGAAGGUUCAUUUUGGAGCCAAGCAAACUACAUUAGUCAUGUAUUAAGUAGUUGAAUAUUUUCAGUUGUUCUCCAACUGAUUACAGCAUCCUCUUUUAGUCUAGUGUCUGGUUUUCUAGCAAACAGAAAUUUAGACAAUUAAAUUAUUAAAGUUUCCAAUUGUUUACAAAAUGAUUUUCCUUUACAUUCUUAUCAUGAGCCCUAUUUUAAGCAUUGGGUGUGAUCAUUUACAAUAGAAAUGCUUCGAACACAAACCUUGAUUAAAAAGUUUUAUCAUGUUUCAUCUACUUAUUAAAACAAAUGAUUUCCCCCAGGGGAGGGAAAAAAGGAGUGAUUUCAUUUGUUACAAAGCCAUUUUAGCUUUAUACACCUGGAUCCGUGUUUCUGAGGAAAAGGACAUUCUCAGGUGAUAUAUUUUUUCAUGCCUUUUGGUAUGUAUUUUUUUAAAUAAUAUAUAUUUCUUCAAUAAUAGUCACCUUCUAUAAGAUGUCAUGUGAAGAAGUUGUGGAAAUGCAGAAGAAAAAGCUAAAGCUGCCAAAUUUCUCUUGAACUCUUAAAAACAGCCCAUUUUUGUCAUGUGGGAUGUGACAUUCCUGUGAGAGCAGUCCAUUCAGAAAGUCAGGAGGCUGCAGGGCUCUCCUGUAACCAUUGCUGAAAGGACUUUCCGGUGCUGUGGUGAGAUGGACGCUGUAAAACGGUCUCCUGAGCCCGCAUUUUCGGUACCCCAGCCUGACAUCCGAGAGAGCCUCUUCAGUGUCUAAGCUGAGCUGAAGACCAGAUGUAAGUCAGGUAAUAGACCACAAAGGAGAGGGGGGAAUUGUCCGUGAACUUUCAAGUGUCAGUUCAUUUUCCUUGUAAGAUUUUCACUUAAGUAAAAGUGGCACCAGAAAAGGGAACUUUUGAGUAUGAGUUUUUGAGAAUGCCAAACUUUAUUUUUGUCAUUCUUCUUUGGAAAUCAUUGCCUUUGCCUAGAAAAGUCAGAUUCAGGGACCAUGGAUAAUUUUCAGUGGGAAGGGCUUCCUAAUCUGUGGGGUCUGAGGUGGUUUUUACUUUCUUGUGCUUUAAAAAAAAUUUUUUUUUCAUCUUUCGUAUUUGUUUGAUCUUCUUUUGCUUUAAACUUUUAAUUUGAUCCUAGAAAAGCCUGAAUGUUUGUGUGUGACAUUUGACUGAGUUGAUUUGGGGCUGCCUGUGGACUUUAGAAGACAGGUGGUCGGCUUUAGCAAUAUCCAGUUUCAAUCCAUUGCACUUGGUUCAGAAUGUUGAGGAAGGGUGAAAAUUGUUGUCUUUGGAAAGCACAAAAGAAAACCCAGCGAGGCAGUUUGGCUCAGGUAGCUACACAUCCAUUAUGGGUAAUUUUUCCUUUGAAGCUGUCUACAAGGAAAUGCAGCCAGCCGAAACCACUAUUGACAUUCCCAGAUAACCAAGAAGUAGGUAGAUUUUUAUGGCCUUACCUUAGUCAGAGGCCCUUUUCUUUUUCCUGAAUUUGGAUAUAGGUGAGAUUGGAAAUUACUAGUCUGUUGGAAAUCAGUUCCUGACAGAGCAAAGUUUGCUUUCAUAAUUGCAGCAAAAGAAAGUCAGUUCACCAAGUCAAUGCUGCAUGUGUGUACUGUAUUAUUUUCAGAAAAAAAAAUAUAGUAGUCUGUCCAAGUUAUCUCAAUUUUAAAUUGCUAUUAGAAACAAGAAACUGUCAAGCAAGUUAUAUAACAACUAACAACAUUGCACUUUCUGUAUAUGAAAUCAAUAUUUAAAUAACUUAUUUUUCUCCAUUGCUGUUCUUAAACAUUGUAAGUAGCUGUAAUAUACCAGUACCAACAUGUCCUCGCGAUUGCUUCAGCCCGAGAAAGCUGUGUAUUGUUUUAAAAAAUGUAAAAAUUAUUGUGAUGAUUCAUUUAGCAAAAAGAGGUGGACAGAAGGGUUUUCCUAUGUAUCAAAACUUGUCUAUAAUUAUGUCAUCUAUGUACCUAGAAAAAAAAAAGUAAAUAAAUUUCUUCAGUUGAAUAUGC